GGGAGCAAAGAGCCAGCAGGGCAAGCGGCAAGAUGGCGGCUGUCGCCGAGCAGGACUUGAUGACCAUCAGCCUGGAGCAGUUGCCCACUGACCCACUCUUACUCGUCCUAAGCUUUCUGGAUUAUAAGGACCUGAUGAGUUGCUGUUUUGUAAGUCGUAGAUUAAAUCAACUUUCAGUCCACGAUCCAUUAUGGAAGAGGCAUUGUAAGAAAUACUGGCUUCUGUCUGAUGCUGAGAAAUCUCGAAGAACUAAGAGCUGGAAAGCAAUUUUCAUAGAUCUGUAUGCUGAUUUGGGAAGAUAUAUUCAAUAUUAUGCUGCAAUUAAAAAAGCCUGGGAUGAUUUGGAAAAAUAUUUAUUGCAGCACUGUCCUCGGAUGAUUAGUUCUUUGAAAGACAGUGUUCAGGAAGAUGAUUUGGAUGCAGUGGAGGCACAGAUUGGUUGCCAAUUACCUGAUGAUUAUCGGUGUUCAUUUCGAAUCCAUAAUGGACAGAAGCUGGUUGUCCCAGGGUUGAUGGGAAGCAUGGCACUCUCCAAUCACUAUCGUUCUGAAGAUUUAUUGGACAUUGACACGGCAGCUGGGGGUUUUCAGCAGCGACUAGGACUGAAGCAAUGCCUUCCUUUAACCUUUUGCAUUCACACUGGAUUGAGUCAAUAUAUGGCUCUGGAAAGCGUGGAGGGUCGCAAUAAGUAUGAAAUCUUCUACCAAUGUCCAGAUCAAAUGGCCCGUAAUCCAUCUGCAAUUGAUAUGUUUAUCACAGGUAAUUCCUAUUUGGAGUGGUUUACUUCCUACGUUAAUAAUGUAAUAACAGGUGGCUAUCCAAUCAUCCGAGACCAGAUUUUCAGAUAUGUUCAUGAAAAAGAUUGUGUAGCCAAAACUGGAGAUAUUACUGUUUCAGUUUCCACAUCUUUCCUACCUGAACUCAGCUCUGUGCAUCCACCUCAUUACUUCUUCACUUACAGAAUCAGAAUUGAGAUGUCCAAAGAUGCACUUCCAGAGAAGGCUUGUCAAUUAGAUAGCCGGUAUUGGAGAAUAACAAAUGCCAAAGGUGAUGUGGAGGAGGUUCAGGGUCCUGGAGUAGUAGGAGAAUUUCCAAUAAUUAGUCCUGGUCGAGUCUAUGAGUAUACUAGUUGUACUACAUUUGCUACUACAUCAGGAUACAUGGAAGGAUAUUAUACAUUCCAUUGUCUAUACUACAAAGAUAGAUUUUUUAAUGUUACCAUUCCUAGGUUUCACAUGGUUUGCCCAACAUUCAAAGUAUCCAUAGCACGUAUGGAAACCAAUCACAAUGAUUGUACCAUGGAUGAGGAGGAAGACUCAACAGAUACUGAUGAAUAUGAAGAUAGACAUAGAAUUUUAGGCAUUCCGAUUCCUUCUGGGCGUUGUCCACGUCAGACCUGAUCAGACUUUCAAAAUGAUGUUUGGGGUUCUGCGGAUUGAUGGGUAUAUGUGUAUGGAUACACACACAUAUGCAUAUAUAAAUAUACAAACACAUGCGUGUAUGUCUGAAUGUAUAUAUUAAAUACUUGACUGUGGAGUAACUGAUAUGAAUGCUGAUACUGCUUCUGGCUUGUACCUGAUCAGGUAUAGAAACAAGAUUUUCCUUUAUUUUUCCUUUGUUUUGAAGAUGAGGUAAAGAUGGAAAUGCAGUAGCAUGGGAACCUUUAUUAUUUUGAAAAACUUUACAUUUGGGAGUACUUUAAAACUGUAUAUAUAAAAGUUAUUUAAAUGUUGAAUGGUGCUUGGUUUUCUUUUAUAUAUAUAUAUAAAACUGUAAUGGCAAAUAAAAUAGUAGUAAUAUGCAUGU
This is a messenger RNA of Crotalus tigris (Tiger rattlesnake), 1806 nucleotides long. RefSeq names its product F-box protein 3 (gene FBXO3). The transcript is spliced from 11 exons. Bases 33 to 1400 code for a protein of 455 amino acids. The record is from RefSeq and is a predicted model, not a curated record. NCBI's taxonomy places the organism in Eukaryota, Metazoa, Chordata, Lepidosauria, Squamata, Viperidae. Gene Ontology annotation, molecular function: protein binding.